AUGGCCGUAUCACCACGCAACACCGUGGAUAGACUGGAUCGGCCAAGCGCCUACUACCUGGGAAAGAACAAGAAGCGCAAGUACAGCCAAGAUGAACCGGAGAAGGUCGCAGAAGAACCAUCGGACAACUUAAAAAAUGCUACCACUCUUUAUGUUGGUAAUCUUUCUUUCUACACCACGGAGGAACAGAUCCAUGAGCUCUUCUCAAAAUGUGGAGAGGUUAAACGACUUGUGAUGGGGCUCGACCGAUAUACGAAGACGCCCUGUGGCUUCUGCUUCGUCGAGUAUUACACACAUCAGGAUGCGUUGGAUUGCUUGAAAUACGUUGGCGGCACUAAGCUCGAUGAGAGGAUUAUCCGGACGGAUCUUGACCCUGGUUUCGAAGAAGGGAGACAAUACGGUCGCGGUAAAUCUGGUGGACAGGUUCGCGAUGAAUACCGAGAAGAGUACGAUCCAGGACGUGGCGGUUAUGGCCGGGCUUAUGCAGAUGAUCAGAGACAACGGGAAGAAGAAGAAUACGGUAAGGGCAGGUAA
Molecule: messenger RNA, 534 nt
Organism: Aspergillus bombycis
Lineage: Eukaryota; Fungi; Ascomycota; Eurotiomycetes; Eurotiales; Aspergillaceae
Product: nuclear cap-binding protein subunit CBC2
Exons: 5
Coding region: 1-534 (177 amino acids)
Biological process (GO): mRNA cis splicing, via spliceosome
Cellular component (GO): nuclear cap binding complex
Molecular function (GO): RNA cap binding
Source: RefSeq, a predicted model, not a curated record